This is a messenger RNA of Harmonia axyridis, 3935 nucleotides long. It is a transcript of the gene Myo31DF, whose product is annotated as unconventional myosin ID. Gene Ontology annotation, cellular component: actin cytoskeleton; myosin complex; vesicle. Gene Ontology annotation, molecular function: microfilament motor activity; ATP binding; actin filament binding. The transcript has 14 exons. Gene Ontology annotation, biological process: actin filament organization; vesicle transport along actin filament. The record is from RefSeq and is a predicted model, not a curated record. Bases 188 to 3250 code for a protein of 1020 amino acids. NCBI's taxonomy places the organism in Eukaryota, Metazoa, Arthropoda, Insecta, Coleoptera, Coccinellidae.
UAGGGGUAUGACGUUGACGUUUAGCCGCGUUUAAAAAUUGACAGUUGCUUAACGUAUUCGUGUGACCCCACACAGGUGUUGUGAUUAAACCAACGUGUUGCCUUAGUAAACAAAGAGUGCAUCAAAACUUUUAUUCACAAUUUGAAAAUAAUGCUUAAUUGAUACAAGUUUGUGCGAAAAAACCAGAAUGACUACUCCACAGCCUGUCGGUGUUGGGGAUUUCGUCCUUUUGGACAAAAUCGACUUGGAGAACUUUAUGCAAAACUUGGAAAUCAGGUUCAAAAAUGGAAAGAUCUACACGUAUAUCGGCGAAGUAUGCGUCUCGGUGAAUCCCUACAGAACAAUGAACAUUUACGACAGCACCUACGUAAAUCAAUAUAAGGGCAGAGAACUGUUCGAGAACCCACCGCAUAUCUUCGCGAUAGCUGACGCUUCGCACAAAGUAAUGAAACAACAAGGAAGGGAUACGUGCAUUGUGAUAAGCGGAGAAUCCGGAUCUGGAAAGACGGAAGCAUCGAAAAUUAUCAUGAAAUACAUCGCUGCCGUUACGAACCAAGGUGGUCUUAAGGAUAUCGAAAGGGUAAAAAACAUCCUGAUACAGUCGAAUUCGAUACUGGAAGCGUUCGGUAACGCAAAAACGAAUCGGAAUGAUAAUUCUUCCAGGUUUGGGAAGUAUAUGGAUAUACAUUUCGACUUCAAAGGAGAUCCCAUAGGAGGCCACAUCAACAAAUACCUGUUGGAAAAAUGUCGAGUCAUUUAUCAGCAGAAAGGAGAGAGAAAUUUUCAUUGCUUCUAUCAGCUCCUUUCCGGAUGCACCGAAGACACGUUGAGAAAAUUGAACCUGUCCAGGAACCCCGCCGACUAUUUCUACGUGAAACAAGGCAACGCAACCAGGGUAAACACGAUAAACGACAAGAACGACUUCCGCGACGUCGCCACCUCCAUGAACACGCUCGAUUUCACCAAAGAAGAGCAGGAUUCCGUCUGGAGGAUAGUGGCGGCCAUCCUGCACCUGGGCAACAUCGAGUUCUCGAAUCUGGACGACAAGUUGGCCGUGAAGAACAGCAGGUCGGUGGAGUACGUGUCCUCGCUACUGCGCGUGGAGCGUAAGGAGCUGGAGAGGGCGCUGUGCGAGAGGGUUAUAGCGGCGAGGGGCGACAUCAUGAGGAAGGAACACACUGAGAGCGAGGCCAACUACGGAAGAGACGCCUUGGCGAAGGCUGUGUACGAUAGGCUCUUCGGUUGGAUAGUGGAGAGGAUCAAUUCGGCCAUAUCUGUGGACGACAGCAAUUACCAGUACAAGUACAAGAGCUCGCUGAUCGGCGUGUUGGACAUAUACGGGUUCGAGAUAUUCGACGAUAACAGCUUCGAGCAGUUCUGCAUCAACUAUUGUAACGAGAAGUUGCAGCAGCUGUUUAUCGAAUUGGUACUCAAACAAGAACAGGAAGAAUACAACAGAGAGGGCAUAGAAUGGCAAAACAUAGAUUACUUCAACAACCAAAUAAUUUGCGACUUAGUCGAAGCCCAGCAUACAGGUAUCCUGUCUAUAAUGGAUGACGCCUGCAAGAUGACUGCAGAAAAAGUAACCGAUGAACUGCUCCUCGAGAACAUGGACAAGAAGUUGAAGGGUCACGGACACUAUUGUUCGAGACAGUUGAAACCCGCCUACAAACAGUUACGGCAUAAGAUUGACUUCCAAAUAACCCACUACGCUGGCGAGGUGACUUACUGCAUCAACGGUUUUCUGGACAAGAACAAGGACACCCUGUUCCAGGACUUCAAACGGCUGCUGUACAGUUCGCAGGAUAAGAACUUGAGGGACAUGUGGCCUGAAGGGUCUCAGCACAUUUCGGAGACGACCAAAAGACCAGCGACGGCAGGAACGCUGUUCAAGAAUUCCAUGCAGGAGUUGGUGAAGAACCUGCUGAGCAAAGAGCCCCACUAUGUGAGGUGCAUAAAGCCCAACGAGAUGAAAUCUGCUUCGGCCUUCGACGAUGAGAGGGUGAAGCACCAGGUCAGCUAUUUGGGGUUGGUGGAGAAUGUCAGGGUGAGGAGAGCAGGUUUCGCUUACAGGCAGAGAUAUGACAGGUUUUUGAGAAGGUACAAAAUGAUUUCCCAAUUCACUUGGCCCAACUUCCGGUCUGGCCUGGACAGGGACGGGAUCAAGAUAAUAAUGGACGAAAGGGGGUUCAGUAAAGACGUGAAGUACGGUAAAACGAAGAUCUUUAUAAGGUCCCCAAGAACCAUUUUCGCUUUGGAAAGUGCGAGGAACGAACUGAUACCAGGCAUAGCGACACUAAUUCAGAAGACUUGGAGAGGCUAUCGAGCGCGACAGCACUACAAGAAGAUGAAGGCCGCCAUGGUCAUGAUCAAGGCCUACCGCAUGAAGAAGACUCGCUGCUACGUCAACGCGCUCCACAAGAAGUUCGCCAACGCGAAAUCGAUGAAGGACUAUGGAAAGGGCGUGAUAUGGCCGGCUCCGCCCCUUACCAUGCGAGACGCCACCAAGGUGCUUCGGGCGAUGUUCAACAGGUGGCGCGCGUACAUGGUGUUGAAGAAGAUACCGCAGGUGCAGUGGCCCGAGAUGAAGCUGAAGAUAAUGGCGGCGAGCGCUUUGUUGCACAAGAGGUCGAACUGGGGCGUGGCCAGGAAGUGGGAGGGCAACUACUUGAGCAAGCACUCGGAGAAUAUAAACUAUACGCCGUUCAACGACGCUGUCAACAACCUGAAGAACAGCCAGCACUUCAGCUCCGUGCUUUUCUCGGCGUUCGUCACCAAGUUCAAUAAAUUCAGCAAGGUGGCCGAAAGGGUACUUCUAAUAACAGACGUGUAUAUUUUCAAAUUGGACAACGUAAAAUUCCGAAAUAUGAAAGAAGGUGUUUCGAUUAAAGAACUAACCGGCAUAACAGUUAGUCCUGGUAACGAUCAACUCAUUGUUCUUCACUGUCCUGGUGGCAACGAUCUUGUGGUGUCGUUACAUUGCGACAGUCAAGAAGACAGGAUUGGAGAACUUUUGGGAAUAGUCUUGAGCAGAUACGUACAAUUAACCAACACAGAACUACCAGUUAACGUUAGCAAAACAAUCUCUUGUUCGCUGGGCGGUAAGAAGAAGGUGAUAAACAUUCAAGUAAGUUCAGAAGUGACGGCACCCACAUUCAAGAAAGGUACCAGCAACACGAUAAGUUACCUUCUUCCACCAAAUUUCGCCAUAGUGGAAAACGGUAAUGGAAAUAAUUAUAUAAAAUGUUGAUUUUAUACAAGUGGAAAGAUUUCGGUAGGUAUAUAAAUAUAUAUAUUGUUUUUUUUUUUUUUUUUAAGAAGUAAUGUAUGAAGCAAAAUGUGAUCUUUAAGAUGAUAAAUUGAAAUAUUUUACAUACUUCCUCCAGAAUUUAUUAUUGAUGGAAUUUUAUUUAUCGUUAAGUACAAAAAAUUCAAUUUAUAUAUAUAAUUUUUCUCGAUGGGAACUCGGAACUCAAUUCGUUGUGAGUUUGUUGGUUCUUCUCGUUUAUUGAUAUGUUGAGAUGUUUUAUAGAGUUAUUUCUUCAGUUGUUGGAUAUUUCCUUGAAAUUCUUUUACGAUUCCCGCAUUUAAAGGUGAUUUUAAGAUUCUAUCUAGUGCCUUUUUUUGUCGAAAAGAUUUUUAAUCUUUGAGGAUUCAAUCAGUAUGUGGAAAAAAGUCUGCCUUUUGUGUACUUACUAAUAGGUUCGCGUAAUAACAGUUAAAUCUAUCGUAUUUUUUAUAUAGUUAAAUCGAUGCUUUUGCUGUGUGAUUACCGCAACAAGAGUAUUUUUAAACGGAAAAAUGAUGGUUGUCGAUUUUUGUACAUUUUUAAUGUUAUUUUAGAUAAAUUGGAUUUAAUAAGUGCCAUUGUUGUAUACAUUAUUAUUGUGCCUUAUUAAAUAUGAAAUAUUAGUGUGAUUUCAUUUGAAUCAUAA